AUGCAUUCUUUGAUUCCGCUUCUGGUUGGGAGUGUGACAGCAUUGGUGCACAACAGGACCCAAGAUGUCUUGAUCCGCCAGCAUUUCGUGCAACAUCUCAACUUGACCUUUGUUGAGACCAAAGGACUGCCACCGCCACCCCGUGAACGGGUUUCGGAGGCUUCACAGACUCCAGAUAUGCCAAGCCCGAAGGACUUUGUGAGUUUGAUCUUUGGCCUUCUCGCCUUCAUCUUGGCAAUUUCCAUCCAUUGGUUCAACGAGGAGAGAAGCGCGAAAAUCGAGGUCUUGCUGACGAAGGGCCUCGAAGACUGCAGAAGUGUGGAUGCAAACCAUCUCAACACCGAAAACCGGGGCAGAUUGGUUCACGUGCAGGGAAGAGCCACGGGCAGGGUGCCAAUAGCUGAUGCUCAAUUUCAGGAUGCCGUAGUGCAUGACUGUCUCAAGCUUCAAAGCACCUUAGAGGUUUUGCAAUGGGUGCCAGCUUCAGGACUCAUGAAGGAGUGCUUUUCAGCGAUCAAUGCGGUCCAUGUGAUCUACGCUUUGAAUGAGCUGGCAAGGUCAAAGCUACCUCAGGUUGUUUUGGAGACCUUGCAUGAGAUGCAGUUUCACCUCUCGGUCGCUCUCAAAGCUGGUGAUUGGCAGUUUACCUUGCAUCUCUUGGACCUUACGAUGCGGUGGAGAGUCUCACCCAAUGUUGUUUGCUUAAACGCUGCUCUACAUGCGCUCGAGAGAAGUUGUAGAUGGAAAGAGGCUCUUUGGAUCUUUCAGGCUGUCUUUCAGGGCCUCUCUUUAGCCUUCGACAGUUUUGACUCGAAGUUUGCAGAGCCUUUCUCCCCGUUUUGGAAUUUACAUCCAGAUGUGGUGACCUUCAACACUGCGAUCAGUGCGUGUGCGAAGGGCAGUUCCUGGCUUUCGUCACUGGAGAUGUUUAGUGUACUUUGUGAGCAGCAGUUGCAGGCUGAUCAUGUCACCUUCAAUUCGGUCCUGAAUGCCUUCGGCUUGACCUGGCGAUCAUCCUUGGACCUAUUGGCUCAGAUGGGGGAUUCUGAGACUGCACCUGACAUCAUUUCCUAUAACACGUGUAUUAGUUCGUGUGGACAUUGGCCUGUGGCUGUGCAACUGCAGCAGCUCGCAACGAGCAACCAACUCAGGCUGGAUAUAAUUAGCUAUGCUUCAGCAUUCGAUGCUGUUCGAUCAAUUGAUGGCCUUUGGUGGCAAGUACUCUGGCAGCUGGAAGCGAUGUCGCAGGAUUCAAUGCGACCUGAGAGGGUUUGCCUGCGCUCAGUGAUCAACUCCUGCGAAAAGCAUGGCCAAUGGCAGAGGGCACUUGGCCAAUUGGCAAGCUUUGAUGAUGUUCGACUUGCUCGAGAUUUUUUGGCUUGGAGCGCAGCUACGAGUGUUUGCGCUACAUGUGGACUGUGGAGAGAUGCUUUUGUGCUGUUCGAAGGUAUUCGCCAGACCAGUGCUGGCACUUCCUGCAAUGUAGUUCUAAAUGCUUGCGAGCGAGUCAGCCAGUGGCAACGGGCAAUAGAAGUUGAAGCCACAGACGACAACCCAACAGUCGUUAGUUUUAGCUGUGUUAGCAGCGCGUUGGAGAAAGCCGGCGAAUGGCAUCAAGCCCUUCUUCUGCUUGGUGACAUGAAAGAUUGCUUGGUGCUGCCCAAUGUGAUCACCUACAGCGCAACAAUCAGUGCAUGUUCGAAAGGAAGCCAGUGGCAGCGCGCGGUUGCAAUUCUAUACAGCAUUGCCUUUUCGGACCUGCUGCCAGAUGAAAUCAGUUUCAAUGCAGCAAUCACCGCCUGUGAAAAAGCCGGGCAGUGGGAAUUCGCUCUUGAAUUGCUCGAAAAGAUGACUGAAUUCAUCCUGGAAUCCAGUGUUAUAAGUUGGAGCUCAGUUGUGAGCGCACUCGAGAAUGCAAAGAAGUGGCAGCUGGCGUUGGCAGUGCUGGAAAGCAUGCAGGGCCUUUCCAUUUUAUCCAACAGUAUCACGGUCAAUGCGGCUAUCAGCUCCUGUGAGAAAUGUUCGAAAUGGCAAAACGCCUUGCACCUUUUCUACUCGAUGCAGUUGAUGUCCAUUCAGCGCAGUGAAGUCUCCUUCAAUAGUGCCAUCUUGGCAUGUUCUCGAGCUCGUCAAUGGCAAAUGACCCUCGAACUCUUUGACAACCUGCAGCUUUCUUUGCUGGAAGUCGACGUUAUGCUAUGCACUGAUGAAUUGCGAGCAGUGUGGUCUGGCAAGCCACGAAGUGAAAUUGCUCGGUAGCCUCCGUGGGUCGCACGGGCGGAGAAUUUUGGACUCUGGUCCAAUUGCAAUGGGAC
Messenger RNA from Cladocopium goreaui, 2315 nucleotides. Lineage: Eukaryota; Dinophyceae; Suessiales; Symbiodiniaceae. The record is from the annotation of a GenBank genome assembly.